UUUUGCAUGCAUGCCUGUCGUUUAUUGCUUAAUCAGCGCGUUCCUUUGUUUCUACGUUGUGGUUGUUGAAUAUUUUAUUAGGGGUUGCCUGUAGUGUUUAAUAGUUACUGAGAAAAGUUCUUUCACAAUGGGGAAUAAAAAAAAGGGUGGAAAAAAACAAAAGAAAGGUGAAACUACCCAACCAGAAGAGUUGAAAAUAACCCCCACCUAUACAAAACAAAAGAAAAGAGAUUUCGACGAACAAUCAAAUGCGGAAUCAGUCAACAUGGGUGAAACACAGGGCAAAAACCGAAAAAAAUCUAAACUUCAGCAGGAAGAAACAGUCACAAGUACUACCAUGGGUCAAGAGAAACGAACGUUAGCAAACGACAUUAACUCCUACGAAUUUAAAAGAGCAAAAACAUCUGAUCCGACAGAGGAGAUAGACACACAUAAAAAACCCGACCACGCUAAGAAAACUAAGAAAAGUGUCAAAACUAAGAGCAAGGGUACCAACACGAAAGAGACCCAGGUACCUCACACCGCUCGUGCAUUGCAAUUGACAAAUCUGAUAAAACUGUGCCUUAAAGAAGACGAAAAAACAAUCUCUAUAGCAAAGCUUCAGAAAAAAGUCCUCAAGAAAUACUGUCAGAUGAAAGGUGGCCAAGAGACUCCGAAAUUGGUCAGAGAAUUUAAUCACUGCUUAUACUCAACACAGGGAGUUGAGGUAGUGAAUGAUACGGUAAAACUUUUAACCGAUUAAUCUUUUUACUGUUUUUUUUUAUUAUAGUGUUUGUUUUUUGUCAGAUUUUUUUUAUUUAUUUCUCCUGUAUUAGAAUGUAUGUUUUGUUGAUUUAGAAUUAUGUUUAUUUUACGUAUUUGAGUUAUUGCCAUUUGUAUUUUUCACACUAACCAAUAAAGGUCCAGCAUUUAUUUGUCA
Messenger RNA from Photinus pyralis (common eastern firefly), 919 nucleotides. RefSeq lists its product as uncharacterized. The record is from RefSeq and is a predicted model, not a curated record. The transcript is spliced from 2 exons. Lineage: Eukaryota; Metazoa; Arthropoda; Insecta; Coleoptera; Lampyridae. The coding region runs from base 128 to 742 and encodes 204 amino acids.